Molecule: messenger RNA, 868 nt
Organism: Suillus subaureus
Lineage: Eukaryota; Fungi; Basidiomycota; Agaricomycetes; Boletales; Suillaceae
Exons: 6
Coding region: 219-665 (148 amino acids)
Source: RefSeq, a predicted model, not a curated record
AUACAUUGCUGCUCGACAGAUGAUCAGAUCAACUUGAAGAACAGUCUGCCUGAAAAUGCCAUACAACCUCCACACAAUCGGUCAGUUUCUACUGAUUGAUCGAACAAAAUGUACAACCAGUGAACUUCCAUCAACUGAUCGGCUUUUCAUCAGAUGAGAUAAUGGGCUAGCAAGACCUACUAGUACUAUCAAGUGGUGAAUGAUCCCGAAACACAGCAAUGUCUUGUGAUCAAAAUGAUGUGAUGCGUGCAGACAAGCUCACCGGUGGUCUACACGUCAACAGUGCGGCAUCUUCCUUUACUUUUUGGGUAAUAUAUGCUGUUCGCCCAUCUUACUUCCUCAGAAAACGUAUCAUGUCGUCCUCAGGCCCCACUCUUGCUCAGAUUGAAGUCGUGGCCAUUGUCCUCACCGUCGUGGCUGUCAUUGUCACAAUCUUUCGCUUGUGUAUUCGUGCGCAGCAGAAACGUCUGUGGAUCGACGAUGCGUGGGCGGCCCUCAGCAUGAUAUUCAACUUCAUGCUAUUAAUUGUUGAUUGCUUGUAUGCGCAAGAUUACGAAAGAUACCCUCAAGGUGCAAGGGUAGCAAUAUAUUACAUCUGUAUGGUCAUCGAGGUUAUCCAUAUUGUUUACCAUUGUGCGACUCACAGUCCCGAGAACCUUUUUUAGGAGGGUUCUCAUGUUCACUGCCAUUAUCUUCGGCAUUGUAUGGGCUCUACUUUUUUCACAAAUCUGGUGGAUUUGUGAAACUGAGUCCAGUUGGAAAUCACAACCACAUCCGCAAUGCGAUCUCGGCAGAAGUGUUGCAAUAACACAGAUGAUCACCGACAUUCUAGGGGACUUUUUCCUCGUCCUUACUCCUUUUUACUUCA